This is a messenger RNA of Limulus polyphemus (Atlantic horseshoe crab), 4015 nucleotides long. RefSeq names its product protein lin-54 homolog. The transcript has 13 exons. Gene Ontology annotation, cellular component: nucleus. The coding region runs from base 368 to 2608 and encodes 746 amino acids. Gene Ontology annotation, biological process: regulation of DNA-templated transcription. Lineage: Eukaryota; Metazoa; Arthropoda; Merostomata; Xiphosura; Limulidae. The record is from RefSeq and is a predicted model, not a curated record.
GCUGUUUGUGGUGUUUUAUCGUAAUGGUUAGAAAGAUUAAGCCUCUUCAGAAAGCAAUCACCAGGUAGAUAAAGAAGAUGUAAAAUGAUGAUUUUACUACAAAUUGUAAAGUAAAUCAGUUUCUUUCCAGUGACUUGGUUUUUUGCUGUCUUGAACACAAUCAAUAACAUAUACCAGCUGAAGGUUUCUAAAUCUGUUCAACAAUAACAAAAAAGCUUAACUUACCCAUUCUGUGGAAUGGUUGUUGGAUUAUUGAAAUUAGAUAUAGAACUUAAAGAAGACAAAUCCAUAUCUGAUGAAACAUUUACAUCAAAUGGUGAUACAAAAGUGAUUUGUGAAAAUAACUCGUUUAUUAGCAUUUUGGGCCAUGGCUGAAGCUACCUUGGCAACAGCUGUUGAUCUUGUUGUGGAAAAGAGUGUAGUUACUUCAUCUAGCAAACAGCAAGUUAUCUUUGCUCAAAGCCCUAUAAAUAGCAGAGUGACAAUAACUGAGACUACCUCAUCAUCACCAGUAAAACUAACAGAAGGAUUUGAAACCAGUGAUAAAAAUCUUAGUGUUGCAGCAUUGAAGAGUCCAAAUGUUAAACUUGUGUUUACACAAGCUUCAGGAUCAAGCAUGCAGCCAAUGACAGUUGGAAAUGUACACAUAGAGCAGUUAGACAUCAACCAAGAAAAUGUUCAAGUGAUCACUAAAUGUUUAACGAGCAGUUGUGGAUCAUCCAACCAAAUAGCUGCAUUAAAUAAAAAGAAAGAAAGUUCAGGAAUUCCAACAAAAAUUUUGAUUCCUUCAUCAUGUCAAAAUCAGCCAAUUUCAGCUCAUUCUGUACUAUUAAGUGGUAAUCCUACGAAAAUGAUUGCCGUCGCCAAAUCAAACUCCACUACUAUUUCAACUAGACUUCUUCCAUCAGCUCAGAAGAAUCCAAUUAAACAGGUGGUGGAUGUGCUUUCUCCUUCAAAGAACACAGUGAAUGUUGUAUCUGUGCCAAGGUCACCACAGAAAAUUGCUCCAGCUAUAACUGUAGGCAGCAAAUCCAAAAGUAUUGGUGUUCAUGAACCUGCAGCAUCUCAGACUGCAUCAAUCGUUUUAUCCAGACAACCUGUGGUGCCACACUCGCCAACAAAAGUCAUGCUAAAACCUGUAGUACUGACUACACUUAAAUCAGCAACUCAGACCACAGCCUCUCCAACUCAGAUUAGAUUUGUUGCAUCCAAUUCAUCUUCACAAACAAGUAUCCUUGCUAAACAAGCCACACCAACAUCAACAGCUUCAGUCCCCUCUUUUCAGUUGACCUCAAAUAGAUAUCCAUGUCUGCGACUAGUUGCUACACCAAUUUCCCAAAACAUGACUGUUCGUAGUUUCGCACCAAGCACACAGUCCACUUCUUCAAUCAGAUCAACUAUGACACUCCUGCCUCAAAAUCAGAAAAUUGCUUUACAACGUAGUAAUGGUCAUUCAGGACUCAAUCAGAUUGCUCCAAAACCAGUGGUUGGCUCACAGCAGUUAUUGUUUCCUGCAUCAGCAGUCACAAAGUUAGCUCAGCUUCAGCCAAUCAAUCUGACUUCAGCAGCAGUUCAGGGUCAGAGUACUGGCAACACUUUACUGACUGGUGGAAACAGCAUAUCCAGAUAUGUUAUGAUUCCAACCAACUCCCAAUACCAGGUCCAACAGAAUGGUCAGGUGUUAUCUGGAAGUCACCAAACUGCUCGCAUGAUACUGCCAUCAGGUCAAGUACCAACUCUACUCCCUGCAACUACUCUUGUAGGGAGCAGUACACCAUCUGGCUGCCAACCAACAUUUAUCCCAGUGUCUUGCACACCAAGUACUAGAAUUAGUUACAAUUCAGUGCCACCCCAGUCUACAUUACCACCUCGAACACCAGGAUGGAAUCAACAGCCAACUGCUGGAUCUGGUGGGCCAGCUGGAGAGGAACGACUUCGGAGGCCUUGUAACUGUUCCAAAUCUCAGUGCCUGAAAUUAUACUGUGACUGUUACGCCAAGGGUGAAUUUUGCAAAAGUUGUAAUUGCAAUAAUUGCUACAACAACUUAGACCAUGAAGAAGAAAGGCAAAAAGCAAUCAAGAUCUGCUUGGAGAGAAAUCCUUUCGCUUUUCAUUCAAAAAUUGGAAAAUAUAAGGAUGGAAUUGCCCAAAGACGUCACACUAAAGGCUGUAAUUGCAAACGAUCUGGCUGUUUAAAAAAUUAUUGUGAAUGUUAUGAGGCAAAAAUUAUGUGUACACAUCUGUGCAAGUGUGUGGGAUGUAAAAACAUUGAAGAUAACUGUGAGAAAAAGACACUGAUGCAUCUUGCUGAUGCUGUAGAGGUCAGAGUUCAACAACAGGCUGCUGCCAAAACUAAGAUUUCCUUCCAGCUUCAAGACUUCCCAACUCGACCAGCAAAUUUUUCUUCUGAAGGUCACAGAUUACCAUGUGCCUUUGUGACUCAGGAGGUUGUGGAAGCUACAGUACAAUGUCUCUUAGCUCAGGGUGAAGAUGCUGAGAAGUCUGAACUUGUAUUAUCAUUGGUCGAACAGCGUGUCUUAGAGGAGUUUGGAAAAUGUCUCAGAAAAAUAAUUGAAUGUUCUAGUAAAUCCACAGACUUGCAGACAUGACAGUUAUUCAGGUCCACAAAAAGUUUCCAGGAAAGAUCAAAUCUCUAGCUAGUCAUCAAGAGUUGAGUAUAUCUGCAGUCUUACAUGUCAGAAAAAUAAAACAGGCCAGAAAAUUAUAACUUCAUCAUGGAUGCCACACUACUUUUCAGGGAAACAAUUUUUUUUCUACGUAAAACUUAAACUUCAGUAAAUGCAAAACCAUAUUUGACCUCAGGUUAUUUUUUUUUGUUUUACAUUUCUGAUGUAGUACAAAUUGGAAUCUCACAAAACACAUUUUUUUGAAGAUGUGAGAAAAAAUAUUUCAGUAUGAAGAAACUAAAGAAUUAUUGUACUGAUAUAAUCAGAUGUCAUUGCAUUUCAAAUAAUUGAAAUGUACAUGUAUAUACUUAAUAAUUUUGAAAUGUGUAUAUAUAACUACUUUUGCAAGCAAAACAAAGUAUUAAAAAUAUGCUAGAAGAAAUUAGCAUAAGACAUUUAACACGUGUAGUACACGUCUAACAAUUUUUAUCUGUACAUACACUUGUGUGGAAACUAUAUUUAUAUUGAAUUUAUGAAUUAACUAAUUGUACAUUUUUUAACAAAAAUGUAACAUUUACUGUGAGCUUUGAUCUCUGUAGAAAAUGUAGUUUAUACAGUUUAUAAUAUUUCUAAAAUGUAUUUUAUUCUUUAGAGGGACUGAAAUAUAAGAAUAAUCUUUUUAUUUCAUUGUGCAUCUUUAAAAAACAAAAAGAUUUUAUCCUACAAAAUUGCCUGUUUUAUUUUCUCUACAGUAUCUCACCAGUAAAGAUAGGAAUUAAAUAAAACAUUAGGUAAAAAACUGGUCACUUGUAUAAAACAUUUUCACCAAGGAAAGACCCACAUUGUUUAUUUGCUGAAUAUGUGUGUGUAUAUUACAAUAGACCUCAAAAUUCCAAGUGUUUUAUGUGCCUACGUAUUUGACAUCAUGACUAAGAAUACAUUUUAUAUUUCAGUAUAUAUUUUAAUCAUACUUUUAUAAAAGUUAUCCAUAAGUACAACUUUCAUAUUUUAGAAUCUUGUAUUAGAAAUGAAAAAAUUUUGCAUGUUAAAAUUCUUCUGCCAUUGCUGGAGAUUUUACUAAACACAUACAUAAAAAAGGACAAAUUUAAAGAAAGCUUCCACAGUUUAUUAAUUUUGCCUUAAAAAAACCUCCAACACAAGACUUCAACUAAAAGCAACUCCUUUUUGUAACACGUGUUGUAUUUGCUUUAAGUAUGUCUUAGUCUUAAAAAUUUCAUGUUACAUACUGUUUCACUUCUGAUUACAGAAGUGCAUCUAGCACAAUAUGAGUAUGUCACAAAGUGAAUGAUUAUUCACACUAUUAAAAAGAAAAACUAUAUAAUUUCUGUAGUGCAUAUUGGUGUAUAGAAGACGUAGUAAUACUAGAUA